This is a messenger RNA of Sinocyclocheilus grahami, 2879 nucleotides long. RefSeq names its product branched chain amino-acid transaminase 2, mitochondrial (gene bcat2). Gene Ontology annotation, cellular component: mitochondrion. Bases 502 to 1677 code for a protein of 391 amino acids. Gene Ontology annotation, biological process: L-leucine biosynthetic process; L-valine biosynthetic process. Lineage: Eukaryota; Metazoa; Chordata; Actinopteri; Cypriniformes; Cyprinidae. The transcript is spliced from 11 exons. The record is from RefSeq and is a predicted model, not a curated record. Gene Ontology annotation, molecular function: branched-chain-amino-acid:2-oxoglutarate transaminase activity.
UUGACCCCUACUUUUUUUUAUCCAAUCAGAUGCGAGAGCUCCGUCCCGCCUACUCUCGGGUUAUUAUUAACCCUUUGGUGGAUGGGAAUAGUUUUGUUUGUAACAUAAAUGAGUUUUAAAAUUCAUAUAAAGACGAUACAUAUUAUGAUAUAACCGACUAUUUGUGCAACCAUAUCAUAUGAGUGUUCAGAAAUAUCCUACUUAUUUAGAAAGCCUAAAGUUUCCAGCAUUUGAAUUUUGAAGGCUAUAUCCUCCUGCACAUCACGAAUAAUAACAUUUAAGGUAUUUCAAACGAGCCUUCUGAUGCAAAUAUCACACUGGCCUGUGUUGAAAAUGAUGCGAAUGAGCUUAAAUGAAAAUUGAAGAAACUUUUAACGAUUCAAAGUCUGAGCACAUCGCCUCUGUUUUCUUAAGUGGUCCAAUCCGGAACGCCGAGAUCAGCCAGUCCCGGGCUGCUGCUCCCACUCGGACUAGCUUACCAUUCAUCUCAGCACUGCAGCAAUGGCAGCGAUCAAGGUGGCACUGAAUGGACGCUUUCUUCAGCCUCUCUCCCUGUCAUGUGGGUCGUUGCGGUUUGUCAGUUCUUCCUUUAAGGCUGCAGAUCUUACCAUAGAGAGGAACCCUGUAGUGAAGCCAAAGCCAGACCCCUCAACCCUCGUGUUCGGCAAGCAGUUUUCCGACCACAUGCUGAACAUCAGCUGGUCUGCGGCAGGAGGAUGGGAGGCACCUCAGAUCAAGCCCUUCCAGAAUCUGUCCCUGCACCCUGCUUCCUCAGCCCUGCAUUACUCCAUAGAGCUAUUUGAGGGUAUGAAGGCUUUCCGGGGAGUAGAUAACCAUAUCCGUCUCUUCAGGCCUAUGCUCAAUAUGGAGCGCAUGUACCGGAGCACCGAGAGGAGCUGCCUGCCGUUAUUUGAUAAGGUCGAACUGAUAAAGUGUAUCAAUAAGCUGAUUGAGGUCGACCAAGAAUGGGUUCCUUACUCCACAGACGCCAGCCUGUACAUCAGACCAACCUUCAUAGGAACUGAACCUUCUCUAGGUGUGUCUCGAACAGGUCAUUCUUUGCUCUUUGUCAUCAUUGGGCCCGUUGGACCUUAUUUUGCAACUGGAGGCUUUAGUCCAGUGUCAUUGCUGGCAGAUCCUCGAUAUGUCCGGGCCUGGAGGGGCGGCGUUGGAGAAUACAAGAUGGGCGGUAACUACGGGCCGACGAUUGCUGUUCAGAGCGAGGCGGCCAAGCAGGGGUGCCAGCAGGUCCUCUGGCUGUACGGAGAGAAUGAGGAGAUCACGGAGGUCGGAACCAUGAAUCUCUUCAUCUACUGGACCACAGAGAAAGGAGAGAAAGAGUUGGUCACCCCUCCACUUGAUGGCGUCAUUCUUCCAGGAGUCACCAGGCAGUCACUGCUAGACCUUGCCAGAGAAUGGGGGGACUUCAAAGUGACAGAGCGCAGAGUUUUAAUGAAGGAGCUAAUAGACGCUUUAGAGGACGGCCGCAUUCUGGAGGUGUUCGGUUCAGGCACUGCAUGCGUGGUGUGUCCUGUUGGCAGUCUGCUCUACAGAGGACAGACUUACCAAAUUCCCACAAUGAAGAACGGUCCGGACCUUGCUAAGAGAUUCCAUAAGGAGCUCACUGACAUCCAGUAUGGACGCACUCCGAAGGACUGGGCGCCAGUGAUCGUCUAACCGAUCUGAAGCAGGUUUCAUGUCUAAAACCGCUCAUCUCUAGUGUUUGUGUGUAGACUAAAUAGACAGGGGUGUUAUUCAACAGUAACAACCUUUUUAAACAGAAAACCAUCUAUUACAUGUAUGCAGUCUUUCCAUGCUUGCUUGGAUAUCCAUAUGGCACAAUUUGUUGCACUAGAGAUCGUCCUUAAACCUGAGCACAAGCGUCAUAAGCCAUAUAUAAGCAACUAUAGGCAACAAGCAAAUAUAUUCUCCUUGCAAUAGUUACUGAUCCAAUCUGUAAACUUUUUUUUCUUGUUUUACCAACAAGUCACACUUUUGCCGUUUCCCUUUUGUCUCCUAAAAUUUAAUUUUCCUACAACUUUUAUCUGUAGUAACAUUUCAAAUUUCAUAUUGCGGGAAUGGUGCUAAGAAAUCAGGCAGUUGAGAAGGAUCUGACUUCUGCACAUAAUAAUUUUUAUGUAAAUGUUCAGUCAAUGAGCUGCUUGUUUGUGUAACGCAAGAGAACAGGUGUCGUAAGUUUCUUUCUUACUAGCAAGAGGACAGACAGACAGACAGACAGACAGUUGUUUUUUAAAAGACACUAAAUUGACUUUUAAGUCCAAAUUUGUAAAGAUUGUGUAAAUGAUUGUGUAUGUCUAUCUAGAGAAGGACAAGGACAAUGUGUUAUCGCCAGAUUUAGAUGAUUUAAAACCAUGAGCUGAACUUAUGUAAGCACAAAGGGCUUAAGGAUGGCCCGGACAUAGCAGCUCUAGAGACCACUAGAAAAGUCUUGAUGUGAUAAUUGUAGGUGAUCAUUACUCGGCUCUGUGUGUGUGUGUGUGUGUCUUAUCUAUAUGAUAUAUUUGGAACAACAAUGUGACCUAUAUGUACAUGUGUUUGUGAAAUAUGUAAUGUUCACUGAACAUGUAGAAUGUAUCGGUUUUAACUUAUUCCUGGUGUUGUUUUAAUGGCUAGAAUACCUAUCGGCUCCUUGUUUCAUUUUUUUUCCCGCUUCAUUUUAAAUUUGUGUUUUAAUCCAUGCACUCCACAUCUCUUCUGUCUAAGUGCCUGAUGGAGUUGGCUGAAUCUUUCACAUUUGUCAUUAUUGUGGUGAGGGGGCUGCUGCUGCACUCAUGAUUCUUUUGUUUUGUUCGAAGGGUUUUCUAAGUAGAUGUCUUUACUUUUUCGGUUACUGUAUUUUUACAAAUAAAUAAAAUUUG